AGGGGGAAAGCAGAGAGUGAGCUGGUGUCUUUGCAAGCAUUUACAUCAGCAUCGUUACAGCAAAACCUCUGCUGCCACAGCUGUAGUCAUCCAGGGAGAAAGAUGCACAAGGCAGAUCAAGGGAUGGGAAAAGAAUGAGGCUCUUACAGUUGGAAGUACCUCAACAGCAUUUACAAGGUACAGUGAUUGAUUUCCACUGUGUACCUCAGCAGUGGGAGCUUAACCAGGUUUUCAUCCUCAGAGACCAAAGCAGCAGACAGCUGCAUCAGGAAAUACUCUGAUUCAGGGUGGGUUGUGACUGAUGGCAUAAAGUCUGAACCUCCUGACGAUCGCAGUAUCAUCUUCUGGACUUCAAAGCAGCUUUUGACCUCAUUUUCAAGCCACUGUUUUCUGGCCGCACUUCCUGGCUUUGAAGAAUGGGUGAUGGGCCUGUGACUGAUCUUGCCUGCCUGCCUCGUCCUGCCCUUCAAUGGAGCCGACGUGGAACUCCUCCCACACACCUCCACAGCCCAUAUCCAACAUGUCUGCCUCCUCUCUGCCCGAGGGCUGGGCUCUGUCCCAGUCGCUAGCCCUGCUGGCGAUGCUGCUCAUGGAUCUGCUGGCUGUGGUGGGUAACGUGGCUGUCAUGGCGGUCAUUGCAAAGGCCCCACAGCUCCACAAGUUUGCCUUCGUUUUCCACCUGUGCGUGGUGGACCUGCUGGCAGCCCUGGUGCUGAUGCCCCUUGGCAUGCUCUCAAGCCGAGCUUUCUUCGGAGAGGCCCUGUGCCGGAGCUACCUCUUUCUCAGCGUGUGCCUCGUCAGUGCUGCCAUCCUCUCUAUCUCUGUCAUAAACGUGGAGCGUUAUUACUACAUCAUACACCCCAUGCGCUACGAAGUAAAGAUGACUGUCGGCCUGGUAGCUUCAGUGCUAGUGGGGAUAUGGGUCAAAGCUCUGGCCAUGUCUGCUCUGCCACUGCUCGCUUGGUUCCUGCAAGGUGGAAGAACUCCUCUUCUGGAGAGUAGUGGGGUCGGGGGAGGAGGUGACGGGGCCGUCCCAUCUCCCCCAGCUCAGGGUCACAGGCGCUGCUCACUGCACUGGACAGGGGGAGGGUCGAACCGCUUGGCCUUCAUGGUCCUCUUCACGCUGGUGUAUUUCCUGUGUCCACUACUGGUCAUUCUGGUUGUGUAUUGCAACAUGUUCAAGGUGGCUCGUGUCGCCGCCAUGCACCACGGCCCCCUGCCCACCUGGAUGGACACACCGCGGCGCCAACGGUCAGAGUCGCUCAGCAGCCGUUCCACGAUGGUUACCAGCUCUGGGACGGGGACUGGGACCGGCAGAGUGACUCCACAUCGGCCCUUUGGGGGAGGAAAGGCUGCAGCAGUGUUAGCGGCAGUGGGUGGGCAAUUCCUUUGUUGCUGGCUGCCCUACUUUACUUUCCACCUGUAUUCAGCACUGGCUGCCAGCCCUCCAGCCACACUGGCCUCUCUGGAGGAGGUGGUCACCUGGAUUGGCUACUUCUGCUUCACCUCCAAUCCCUUUUUCUAUGGCUGUCUCAACAGACAGAUCCGGGAGGAGCUGGGCAAGCACUUGCCUUGUUUGUUUCGUCGGGCAGGGGUUGAGAUGGAGGACAGACUGCCCAGCCGAGAAGGAUCCAUAGAGGAGAACUUCCUUCAGUUUCUUCAGGGCACUGGCUGCAACUUGGAUCCUCAAAACUCUCACAGCACUUCUAGUCCGAAGGGGGAGGCCUGCUGCCCCGUGUCUCAGCCCCAGCCACCAGAGCCAGCGCAGCCCAUUCCCAUUGAUUUCCGUAUCCCUGGACAAAUCGCAGAGGAGACUUCAGAGUUCAUUGAGAUUGAACAGGCGAAAAACAACCAUAUAUAUACAGACAAUUAAGCUUUUCAUUUCUUUAUAUUCUGAAAAUAUGUUUGAAGUGUUUCAGGAAAACAUGUUUCUCUAUUUCUGUUGAAAGCUGUCCAGCAGAUAGCUCAGUUGAUUUACAUGACUUUAAAUUGUAUCUAUGAAUCAUUGCACUUUGCCUCAUCCGUUAUCAUCCUAGUCUUUGAAAACAGUCAAGGUAAAACAGUUAAAUGCAGUUGUCUGGGAUGCAUUUCAAACUUUUGCUUGUGAACAGGGAAAUUAAUGCUAGAUUUAGAAAAAACAAAAAAAAAAACGGCUGUAUUUUGGCCUGCCACACAACCACCCAGCUAUGUACAGUAAAUGACUCGGUGAAUUAAUGUUGAUGUAACUUGUUAAGGCUUUUUUAAAGAUUAAAAAAAAUAACAUUAAUUAGGUGCUGGGUUGUAGGAAGGAACUCAACAAUUUAAACACACUGGAGUCCUCUCAAGUAAUUACUUUGCCAUUGUGCAGUUAUGUUCUGCCAUUGGAUAAAUUGAAUUUAGUAAUUCAAAAAUUAGGAUGAAAUUAUUUCACAAAUCAAGAUUUUUUUAGCAAGUCAUUUACUUAAAAAAAGAGUUAUAUAAAUUACAACACAAUAAAUGAAAGAAGACAGCAAUAAAAUACAGAAAUAUUUUGGAAAUCCACUGAGGAAAAAGUACUACUGUCACCUUUGAUUGGUAGUUGGGCUUGAAUCAGUGAAAAUGCCAGCCUUAAGGCCUCAGUCAGCCUGAUUUUUUUCAAUUUGGACGUGUACAUAUUGUGGCUUAGCCUCUCAUGAAAUUGCUAAGUUGUUUACAGAUAAACUUUCUUUGGUGCUUGUCCAAACACAUCCUUCUUUAAUUUCCUAUAAAGCAAGUCAGAUCUAAUGUGACUCAGUUUACGCUGUAGGUUGACUUUAUAACUGAUUUUUAGGGUCACCCAGCUUUCUGCCAUGUGGUGUAUUUAUCAGUGUGUUUGGAUAUACAUCUUAAAAAUCAGUAUUCUCUUGAUGCAUUGCAUUACAUUCACAUAUGAUUCUAUUUCUUACAUUGUUUAAUGUACUAAACUGUGUGGUAUGUUUAGUAAAAUUGUAAGCUUGGGUUGUGUAUCCAUUCAACACACUCAUUUUUCUUUUUUUAUUGGUAAGUAUAAACAUUUGUUAUAAAGAUCAUGACAAAAAGGCCAAUGUAUUUUAACUUGUAUGCAGUAACUGCCUUCUUAUUAUAAUUGUUUUUCCAACAGCGGAGAUUUUUAUUCCAAAGGAGAAUCCAUGUAGAUUUUUUGGACUAUCCUGUUCAUCAGGGUUUUAACAGUACCUCAGUGCAGGAAAUAUUAAUGUUUUAGGGUCACGUGCAGUUCCAUGUCAAGUAUGAUUCCUGCCCAUAAUCGUACUUGUAUUUUAAUGUUGUAAGGAGACUAAGACAGACAGAAUUUGGUUGUUGAGGUUUUAUUAGACACAAUGGUGGAUAUUUUGUUAGGCUUUUCAGCUUGUUGAUGAGAUGAAACUGUAUUUUAUAGCAAGAUCUUAGGGUGAAAUGUGCUAAUCUAUCUGUGGAAAUGCUUGACUGAAACAAGGGUCUUUCUUAUGUAUUGUGGAAACAGGGUUUUUAAGAUACUUUUAAAUGACAGCGCUAAUCCACAAUCAAUAGCUUGCUGAGCUUGACACCUUCUUUUCAUCACAUCUAAAUAUCCCAAACUGUGAAUGGUGUUGAACGUUUGUGUUAGGAUUUUCACUUGUUCAGAGAUUGUUUUUUUUUUAAUGCUGUAAUUAAAAUAAAGAAUGACUUCCACAGUACUGCAAUGAUAUGAAUGUGUUUAGGAAAAAAAACAAAACAAGGCUAAAACUUGAGCGAGAGAUACUGUUGUAAUAAAGAGUUUCUAUGUUUGUAAAAUA
Molecule: messenger RNA, 3749 nt
Organism: Amphiprion ocellaris (clown anemonefish)
Lineage: Eukaryota; Metazoa; Chordata; Actinopteri; Pomacentridae
Product: G-protein coupled receptor 61-like
Exons: 2
Coding region: 470-1873 (467 amino acids)
Biological process (GO): G protein-coupled receptor signaling pathway
Cellular component (GO): endosome; signaling receptor complex; plasma membrane
Molecular function (GO): G protein-coupled receptor activity
Source: RefSeq, a predicted model, not a curated record